CCCGCUACUUACCUAACCAUCUACUUUGUUCUUUGGCUAUUAUAGUUAUAUUACUAGUUUCAUACCUAUACCCCGUUUCUAUAUCAAGAUGCCUGCCACUAACACGAGUGGUCCUGCCGCUACCUACACGAGGGGAUCAACAAACCCCAGUUGGUGCGUGAACGCCUACGAAAAUGACCGUAGUGUUGCCUCCCAGCACUCGCUUGGCUCGCUCGAGAAUAUCCGCGGCAACCCGACUAAGGUUCGCUUCACGUCUACCUGCUCCCACAAGACCCUUGUCCUGUGCUACCCGGAGCCGGACGGCAAAGGUAGUGUCAAGGAGGCCAAGUUCGACGUGGGUAGUACGGACGAGUUCAACACAAUGGAUCGCUCCUAA
Chaetomium strumarium is the source of this 376-nucleotide messenger RNA. RefSeq lists its product as uncharacterized. The record is from RefSeq and is a predicted model, not a curated record. Lineage: Eukaryota; Fungi; Ascomycota; Sordariomycetes; Sordariales; Chaetomiaceae. The transcript is spliced from 2 exons. The coding region runs from base 89 to 376 and encodes 95 amino acids.